AUGAAUGAAACAAAUUCAGAGGACGAAGAUGGGAGAUUGGAUACAAAUCUAUCGGACACUUUCGAUGACAAACAUGAUAAUUUUAGAUUAUUUAAAGCGUAUAAAGAAGGUCAGUUGGAUUUGAACAUUUUAAGUACACAGGAAGCAAUUUCAGCUGCGACCGCCGCAACAGUUGAUAAUGCUACAAUGUCAUCAACAUUAACAUCAAAAAACGGUCAAAAAGAUGAGACUUCUUCAAAUCAAGGUAUGCCGAAAUCUUGGUGUGCGCCUCAGUCAUCAUCUAGUGAAACAAACCAAUCAGUAUCUCCUAACAAACAGUUUACUUUGGGUUCACUUUUGAAACCUAACUUGAUAAGUGAUAUUGCUAAACCUGUUUGUGAAUCUCAGCUGCCAUCUCUAUCACGCGUUCUUGUCUCAUCUGCUAACUUAGCGGAAGAAAACAAGAGCUUACGUUAUCAUAAUUUAAAUCCUGAAUAUAUAUUUGAACGUUUACGUCAAACAAAACAACAUUAUCAAUUAUCUGUACUUCUUGUUCAAGUGGAUGUAGUAAGUUUAUUAAGUUUACUACAAUUAAAGAAAACAGUUUUUUUCAAGCCAGAUCCAUACUAUCCUUUAAAAGAGUUGUGUAAAAUUUGUUGGACUGAAAGAUUAACCUUGAUGUUGGCUUGGAAUAUGGAAGAAGCAGCAAGAUAUUUAGAAGCUUAUAAAGCCUUGGAAAACAAACCUCCAGAUAACUUAAUGGUAGAGCCAGCCGCACAAACAGAUCAUAUCGCACAAGUUACAGAUUUCUUAACUUCGGUUCGACGUAUCACAAAAGCUGAUGCUGUUUCAGCGUUGAGAAAAUUCGAUACUGUAGCCGACAUAAUACGAGCUGAUCAAUCAACUUUGGAGAAGUGCCCUGGUUUCGGUCAGCUUAAAGUAUGUUGA
Messenger RNA from Schistosoma haematobium, 927 nucleotides. RefSeq names its product Excision repair cross-complementation group 1 (gene ERCC1). Gene Ontology annotation, molecular function: single-stranded DNA binding; damaged DNA binding. Gene Ontology annotation, biological process: meiotic mismatch repair; nucleotide-excision repair; mitotic recombination. Gene Ontology annotation, cellular component: nucleotide-excision repair factor 1 complex; nucleus; ERCC4-ERCC1 complex. The transcript is spliced from 6 exons. The coding region runs from base 1 to 927 and encodes 308 amino acids. The record is from RefSeq and is a predicted model, not a curated record. NCBI's taxonomy places the organism in Eukaryota, Metazoa, Platyhelminthes, Trematoda, Strigeidida, Schistosomatidae.